UACUUUUCCGAAUUUUACUACACUAUUCAACUUGGUCUUUAUUCAUCAGUGCUGAAAUGCUUCGACUUGCCGCGUUCGCCAUUCUCUUCUGUGGGACCUUUGAUGCCGCCAGCGUGCCCUGCAACCCCCCUGAUAUGCUGUUGGGGAAAUUCUGUGCUGCUGUGAAAGACAACGACGUCAACGAUGACGGCAGAGUGGACGGCAGUGACAUCGGCAAAGAUCUUCUGAAUUACAACUACGACGAUGACCUUUGUGUCAGUAAACAAUGGGAGUUCGUGACCAGGUUCUCGUGUCGGUACGGCUACUCCGAAGAGUACGGCAGAUACAUGGCCACAUCUUUUGGCGGCAGCCAAAAGGCGUGUGGCAGGCGACUUCAUUCAUCAACCUCCUUGCCUCGUGACGAUGUUGAUGAUCCAGCGGGGGACAUUGACAUUUGA
Molecule: messenger RNA, 437 nt
Organism: Haliotis rubra (blacklip abalone)
Lineage: Eukaryota; Metazoa; Mollusca; Gastropoda; Lepetellida; Haliotidae
Exons: 5
Coding region: 57-437 (126 amino acids)
Source: RefSeq, a predicted model, not a curated record